This is a messenger RNA of Manihot esculenta (cassava), 4486 nucleotides long. RefSeq names its product protein PLASTID MOVEMENT IMPAIRED 1-RELATED 1. The record is from RefSeq and is a predicted model, not a curated record. The transcript has 3 exons. NCBI's taxonomy places the organism in Eukaryota, Viridiplantae, Streptophyta, Magnoliopsida, Malpighiales, Euphorbiaceae. The coding region runs from base 314 to 3652 and encodes 1112 amino acids.
GCACAGCUACAGCCUACAGCCCACAAAUGUUGUUUGGUAGUUGGUUUGAAAUCUUGAAUGAAAAGAAGCGGCGGCAAUUCUGAGAAGGAGACUCAGAGUCAGAGAAAAGAGGGAGAGAAGAAUCACUGGCCGCACGAACGCUGUUCAGACACCAGCAACUCUUCUCUUCCUGCCAGAUACUAUCCUCGUUGUCGUGCUUAAUGUUCUUUCCGAUAUUCUUUUGGGCAUAAUUGUUUCGAAAAUUUUGAAUUUUAGAUACAGAGACGGUGUCUGUUUUAGGGUUCGCUUUGAAAAGAGUUUCUGAGUGCAGGUGAUGAUGUCCAAAGUUGAAGUUAGGAAAAAACUUGGAGAAGAUUUAGGAAAUGCAAAGCUGUUAAGCGAGAUAGAAACCAUAAACAAAGCUCUAUACCGAGACAAAAACCCUUCGAGGACCUCAAUUUCUCAGCCUGGUAAUCUAUCAAAACCCACAGGAAAAUCCCAAUUGGUUGAUUCUAAAUUGAAGAUAAAGUAUGGCAAUAUAGAUUCAUCACAAAAGGAUAAGAAGUCCUUUUGGAAUUGGAAGCCAUUAAAAUCCCUUUCAAAUGUCAGGAACCGAAAGUUUAAUUGUUGUUUCUCUCUCCUAGUCCACUCCAUCGAAGGGUUUCCCUCAAGUUUCGAAAAUCUCACUGUUUGUGUGCACUGGAAGAGGCGUGAUGGGGAGUUGGCUACACGUCCUGUGAAGGUAUCGGAAGGAAUUGCUGAAUUUGAGGAGAAGUUGACGCAUACAUGCUUGGUCUAUGGGAGUAGGAGUGGACCUCACCACUCAGCAAAGUAUGAGGCAAAACAUUUCUUGCUAUAUGCAUCAGCAAUUGGUGUCCAGGAGCUUGAUUUGGGAAAGCAUAGGGUUGACCUCACAAGGCUGCUUCCUCUCACAUUGGAGGAAUUGGAAGAGGAGAAGAGCUCGGGAAAGUGGACUACAAGUUUUAAGUUGACAGGAAAAGCAAAGGGUGCAAUGAUGAAUGUUAGUUUUGGGUACACAGUGGUUGGGGAUAGUCCAAUUCCACUUGGACAUAACCAGACUGUUCCAGAGAUGUUUAACUUGAAGCUGAAUAAUGAGAGAACAGUGAAGUCAGUCCCUAAAUGUGGUCAGGGUGAUGGAAGGAGCACACUUCAUCGCACUGGAAGUCUUCCUGAUGUUCAUGCCUCAUCCCGAACUGUAGAAGAUGUAAAAGAUCUUUCUGAUGUAUUGCCAAUGUCAAAGUCAGAACUUGUCCUUCCGGUACAUAUGCUGCAUCAGAAACUCAAUGAAGAAAAGUUGGGUUCUUCAUUUGAUUAUAAGACUGAACAUGAUGUUUUUACUGAACAAAUUGACCUUGAGGAAUCAAAUUUCUUCUGUGUGCCUGCUUCCAGCCAAGACAAUGUUGAAAAAGAGUGUGAAGAUGGUGAAUUUCCUGUCAUUGAACGGGGACUGGAAUUGUCAAAAGAGCAACAGGAAAAACCAGAUGAAGCUACUGUUAAGGACGACAAUGCUUUUUCUCUAGAAGAUAAAGUUGAUGGUAGUUUUCAGAUAAGUUCUGAAGAGGGUGGUGAGCUUCAUCUAAAGGAUGCAGGAAAUGGUAGUCAAAAGGAAGAGCUUAUGGUGCAUGGUUGCAAUUUUAAGGAGGAUGAGAUAUGCUCAAAAGAGUCUGUGAUGAAAGAAUUGGAAGCUGCAUUGAGUAAUGUGACAAAUUUGGAAUCUGAAGCAUUUGAUUAUCCUGAAAAGAAAGAAAAUUACAUGGGAGUCAAAAUAGAUUAUGAAUCUAAUAGGAACGGGACAUCACUUAGUUUAGAUGAUGUUACUGAGUCUGUGGCAAAUGAAUUUCUGGACAUGCUGGGGAUUGAGCAUGGUCCAUUAGCCUUGAGUUCAGAAAGUGAACCUGAGUCGCCAAGGGAGCGCUUACUGAGACAAUUUGAGAAGGAUGCCCUAGGUGGGGGUUAUUCUCUGUUUGAUUUCGAUGUCGACAUAGAGGACCAAAUAGAAUGUGACAUCAACAGAUCAACUGUGUCCGAGGAUUUUGGUCUCUCAUCAAUUAUCCAAGCUGCUGAGAAUCAGCCGAUGGGAACUCGUGCAGAGAGUGCCAAGACAAGGGCAAAAAUGUUGGAAGACUUGGAGACAGAAGCUUUAAUGAAUGAAUGGGGCUUGAAUGAAAAGGCCUUUCAGAGCUCUCCGCCUGAGAACUGUAGUAGCUUUGGAAGUCCAGUUGAUUUGCCUCCUGAAGAGCCACUUGAAUUGCCACCUCUUGGAGAAGGAUUAGGUUCUCUUCUGCAGACAAGCAAUGGUGGAUUUUUGCGAUCUAUGAAUCCUUCUCUUUUUAGAAAUGCCAAAAGUGGUGGGAGCUUGAUCAUGCAAGUUUCUAGUCCUGUUGUGGUACCUGCUGAAAUGGGUCCUACUAUGAAGGAUAUACUGCAGCAGUUGGCUUCAGUUGGGAUUGAAAAGCUCUCUAUGCAGGCUAAUAAGUUGAUGCCUUUGGAAGAUAUCACUGGAAAAACAAUGCAACAAGUAGCAUGGGAAGCUUCAGCUUCUCUUGAGGGACCUGAGAGCCAAAGUUCAUUGCAGCAUGAAUUGGAAAUUGGGCAAGAUAUAUUUGGUUGGCAAAAGAAUGUGAAGGAGAGGUCAUCUGCACUCGGAUCUAACAGGUCGAAAUCAGGCACAGUAGGUGAUAAGAUUGGUUCAGAAUACGUAUCUCUAGAAGAUCUUGCUCCAUUGGCAAUGGAUAAGAUUGAGGCACUCUCAUUUGAGGGAUUAAGAGUACAAUCUGGCAUGUCAGAUGAGAAUGCACCUUCAAGCAUCAGUGCACAGUCUAUAGGUGAAAUUUCAGCCUUUCAGGGAAAGGGCAUCGUCGUCACUGGGUCCUUUGAUUUGGAGGGAGCUGCUGGUUUACAGUUGUUGGACAUCGGGGAUAGUGGUGAUGAUAUUGAUGGAUUAAUGGGUCUGUCGCUGACUCUUGAUGAAUGGAUGCAGCUGGACUCUGGUGAUAUUGGUGAUGGGGAUCAGAUAAGCGAGCGGACGUCUAAGAUACUUGCUGCCCAUCAUGCCAGCUCCUUGGACUCGAUUCGUGGGGGGUCGAAAGGAGAGAGAAGGCGUGGCAAAGGAUCUGGUAGAAAGUGUGGUUUACUGGGGAAUAACUUCACUGUUGCAUUGAUGGUGCAGCUUCGUGAUCCUCUGAGAAACUAUGAACCAGUUGGCACACCUAUGCUUGCUCUCAUACAAGUAGAGAGAGUAUUUGUUCCACCAAAACCAAAAAUAUACUGCAAGGUUUCGGAGAUAAGAAAUAAGAAUGAGGAUGAUGAUGAGUCAGGGUCACUGGUGAAGGAAAAGGAAAAGGAAAAGAAGCAGAAAAAUGAGGGAAAAGCAUCUGAAGAGGAAGGAAUUCCUCAAUUCUGCAUAACUGAAGUGCAAGUUGCUGGUCUCAAGACUGAGCCUGGCAAGAAGAAACUCUGGGGUACCACCUCUCAGCAACAAUCUGGUUCUCGAUGGCUGCUUGCUAAUGGAAUGGGGAAGAACAAUAAGCAACCGCUUGUGAAGUCAAAGACCAUUUCUAAUAAACCUGCAGGCCCAUUGACCACGAAUGCAAAGCGUGGUGACAAGCUAUGGAGCAUCUCAUCUCGUAUUCUUGGUACUGGUGCAAAGUAGAAAUUGGUUGCAUUGAGUUCAUAUAUGCAGAGUCCAAGUGUAGUUUUCCAAUGAAAUUACUACAGAUUGAGGUGAGUUGACGAUGCAAUUGUGUACUUCUGAGGAGUUUCUUCAUCAUGUUACUGGAAUAUGGCAUAAUAUGCGUGAUCUUUCAGACAUGUGGAUAUAGAAUGCCUAGAUUUAAACAAACCAUGAAUGGGGCUGCGGAUCAAAUUUGAAAAAAACCGUGCAGGAUGGUUCUCGAGCCACUAUGAUGUUCUAUAAGUCUGCUUGAGGAGUUCUUGGAUUUACUUCUGAUAUAGUCCACAGUUUAGUUUUGUUCGUAUCAAUACAAGGUAACUUCAAUUGAUCAAUUUGCUGUAUUUAUAUUCCUUUUUAUUUGUAAAUUUCCAUGUUAGGCAUGUCCAUUUGUAAUUUAUAUCCCAAGGUCAAUUGAGGGAAUACCGCUGCUGCAUAUUUGGCUGCAAAUAAACGGUCUGGUCUGGUCUUUUGUUGGACAAAUUGUUCGAAAUUCAGUGGCCAUUGGGUCUUUUUUUUACCCCUUCGGAAGAACUGAACGAAUUUGUGUUGUGUACCAUGAUAUGUAGAAUUACAUUAUGUUUACAACUGAUCAAAUGAGAACCGUCCAAUUGUACAGACAUCACAGUACAUGAAUCAAAUAAAUCGUUGCAAUGAAGUUGAGCUUGAUGCAGAUUUCGCCAACCUCUACAUCUAAAUCCUUGAAACUGGGGUCUAGGAGAGUAAAUGCUUGUAACCUGACAGUUAAGAUGGGAUUCAGACGUAAGCCCGACGCUGCUCUUGUGCUUUACUCAGAUGCCAUGAAAACCUUUUCUA